Molecule: messenger RNA, 3499 nt
Organism: Callorhinchus milii (elephant shark)
Lineage: Eukaryota; Metazoa; Chordata; Chondrichthyes; Chimaeriformes; Callorhinchidae
Product: nuclear receptor ROR-beta
Exons: 10
Coding region: 104-1495 (463 amino acids)
Biological process (GO): regulation of transcription by RNA polymerase II
Cellular component (GO): nucleus
Molecular function (GO): zinc ion binding; nuclear receptor activity; RNA polymerase II cis-regulatory region sequence-specific DNA binding
Source: RefSeq, a predicted model, not a curated record
ACACACAGUGACACACACAGUGACAGAGACCCACAGACGCGGUGAGAGGCGAUGCUGGUGGUCGGGUCGCGGAUGUGAAGACCCUCUCACCAGGAGCAGCACUAUGAGGGCCCAAAUAGAAGUCAUUCCUUGCAAAAUCUGUGGAGACAAGUCCUCAGGGAUCCACUAUGGAGUCAUCACUUGUGAAGGUUGCAAAGGUUUCUUCAGGAGGAGUCAGCAGAACAACGCCAGCUACUCCUGCCCCAGGCAACGCAACUGCCUGAUCGACCGCACCAACCGCAAUCGCUGCCAGUACUGCCGGCUGCAGAAGUGCCUGACCCUCGGCAUGUCCCGCGAUGCCGUCAAGUUUGGCCGCAUGUCUAAGAAGCAGAGGGACAGCCUGUACGCGGAGGUGCAGAGACACCAGCAACACCAGGAGCAGCUGAGCAGCCAGGAGGCUCCUGAGGCCCUGACCAGAGUCUACAGUAACAGUGUGAGCAGUGGCUUAGCCGACCUGGACGAGAUCAGCAGCUUCUCGGACGGGCUGCUCUUUGACUUUCCCCUGACCCCCGACGGGAGCAGCAGCUUCUAUAACUUUGACCUCCCGGCCUCCGCCCAGACCUCCCCUGACCAGUCGGGCACUGACGGCAAUGGCCUGAAGCACAUAAAGCAGGAAUCCGUCUACGAGAUCACUCUGCAGCCCAGCUUCUGCUCCUAUGAUAACAGUCAGCUGUCGGCCACCUCUGGUGUGUCUAUGCUGGAGAUCGACCGAGUGGCACAGAAUGUGGUGGAGUCGCAUUUGGAGACCUGUCAGUACACCACAGACGAGCUGAAGCAGCUCGCCUGGCAGCCCUACUCACAGGAGGAGAUCAGGAUCUUUCAGAAUAAGUCGUGUGAGGCCAUGUGGCAGCUGUGUGCCAGCCAGGUCACCAACGCAAUCCAGUAUGUGGUGGAGUUCGCUAAACGGAUCAAUGGGUUCAUGGAGCUGUGUCAGAACGACCAGAUCAUUCUCCUCAAAGCAGGCUGCCUGGAGGUCCUGUUGGUCCGGAUGUGCCGAGCGUAUAAUCCUCUGAACAACACCCUGUUUUUUGAAGGGAAGUACGGAGGUGCUCAGAUCUUCAAAUCACUGGGCUGUGAUGACCUGACCAUCGCCAUCUUUGACUUGGCCAAGAGCUUGUGUCGUCUCCAGCUAACGGAAGAAGAGAUUGCGUUGUUCACAGCCGGUGUUUUACUCUCACCAGACCGAGCCUGGCUGACGGAGGCCAGGAAGGUGAAGAAGCUUCAGGACAAGGUGUACCUGGCCCUGCAGCAGGUUAUCCACAAAACCCACCUGGACGAGGACAAGUUGUCAAAGCUGGUGUCCAAGCUCUCGAUGUUAAAGUCUGUCUGCAACCUCCACAUGGACAAGUUACAGCUUUUCAAGUUGCUCCAUCCAGAGACAGUGCACAACUUUCCCCCACUGUACAGGGAGGUGUUCAGCACAGAGACGCAGUACACAGACUCCAGCCACACCUGAGCCACCGAGCGAAGCCAACGUGAGAGAGUGCGGGUUUGACACUGCAUCAUCGAGCUGCGGUAGUGCUGGACUGAAUGUGCUGCACACUCUCAUGGUCUCAUCACCGUCACAGUCAAAAGAAUGUAAAUACUCGGACUCUUGUAAGUAAAUCCUCGGACUCUUGACUCCGCGCCGAGCCCACCCUAACGGGGGAUUGGAAUACCUUGGCUCGAUUGGGAUUCAGUCACGUUGAGGACAGGACAGGGAAAACUAACCAUCGCGCUGGUGCAGCUCGUCAACAUGAAAUGUUCAUCUUGUGGGCGGGUGAGGGGGCAUGGGGGCCACUGGGCACUGACGAGAAUGGGCACUGGUUCUCGUCAUUGUCUAAUACGAGAGACUGACCCAUCCUCCACCCCAUUGAAGAACUGUCUCUCUGUGCGUUUACCAUUUUUUUUAAAACAUAGGAAAUCCACCCUCUGCAUUUCUCAAUCGCUGUAAGGUAACAGGAACGGAAAAUUUCAUCACGCAAUGACAAUGAUUCACACAUCUCGCUGUUUAUGCAUAGCACCACAUGGCGCUACAAACAUGCUUGAACAUACGUAAAAUAGUCGCAAAGAACAUGUGGUUUGGAUGUUUGACUUGCAGAGAGGACAACAUCCUGUGUGUGUGGCUGGCAACAUCUGAUGGGAAUGCAUUAGGCUGUCGAUCUCAAUCUCAAAUGCUCUCAGUCAAGUAUAACUGGAGGCAGUGAGCUCAGAACUUCAUGUGAUUCAGAAAGCGAGUGACCUGAUUGUUUCCCUGGAGGCUGUGGCCUGCUACUCAAACACAAUAGCAAUCGGUCCGCUCAGCUCUCUAUUAAAAUGGCCCAGAGACACAUUAGCAACGUCUGAAUGGGCUUCAGUGACUGUCUGGGGAAAUGGUCAGGUAACUUGGUCAGUGAGUCAUUCCAGCCAGGAAGGUGGCAGACUCCAGCCCUGGUCCAAAUGACUGGCUGAUCGUGGUCAGGGCAGUGCUGGGGUUAUUGUACACAAACCCACCCUGAGCGAGAGCAAAGGGGGGGAAAGUUAUUAGCUGAAUUUGUUGUGUUUUACGCCUUUCCAUUAGCCUGUGGGGCUGAGGAGAGGGAGAUGGGAGGGAGCAGUUCUUUCAGGAGAGGCUUGUGAAACAAAACAUUCCCAAGACAAUCUCUCUGCACAGCGCUUUACCAGCAACCGACAGCCUGAAGGCCAGUGUAGCCUUUCAAGAGGGUGGAACAACACAAUCUGAAAUAUUCCUCUUUCCUCUUUCCUGCUAUGUGAAGGAUAGCUGGAAGCAUAUUGCCGCUGAGUCAGCUCUUUGAAUUCCAGGUUUAACCACUUUCUAAAUAAUAAUAAAUAUAUAAAAAGAUAUAUAAACUUGACAUUUAUAGAUAUCAUUCAUUUGGAGGCUGGCCCUUUGCUGUCUCAUCCCUCGUCUUUGUUGAUUUUGUGUGGGGGGAGUGGGGGUUGGUGCGGAGGUCAGAGAGCUCUCCCCACUCCCGUACCCUAUGUCUCAGUUUGUGUCAUGGAUCUUCGUGUCUAGCAACACUUUUUUGGGGGAAAAAAAAUUUGAAAAAAACUUACACUGUGUGUAUUCUUCUUGUGAAUGUAAUGAGCAUCCAAAAAGAGCUUAAAAAGCAAACACUGAACUUUUUGUUGCUCAUUUCAUACGAUGGAAAUUACAUUUCCGGGUACGUUUAAUUUUGGAAAGGAUAUUGGUUAAGUUGUUUAUCAUUUUGUCAUAGUUAUAUUUUUUGUUUGUCUUGUAUAACUGUCAUUCUUUUUUUUAAGAGGGAACAAAGUACCUAUUGUAUAAAUGCAGAGCAAGAUCAGAAAAGAUUUUUUUUAUAAACUCCUUGUCUGGAUUUCAAAUGACCCAAAAAAUCUUAUUUUAAUAUAUUGUCAAUUUAAUGGAAGGUUGAGUUAAGUGACAUAAUGAAUGAAUAUAGAUGUAUUAUUGUAAAGGAUGUGUAUAUGAACCACAAAAUAAAAUUAUAUAUUAUGAAGA